Molecule: messenger RNA, 2020 nt
Organism: Humulus lupulus (European hop)
Lineage: Eukaryota; Viridiplantae; Streptophyta; Magnoliopsida; Rosales; Cannabaceae
Exons: 6
Coding region: 626-1654 (342 amino acids)
Molecular function (GO): sulfotransferase activity
Source: RefSeq, a predicted model, not a curated record
AUAAGACUCAGCUAUAAUUAAACCUAAAUUGAUGUUUUUCUUCUUCCUACCCUCUUCUUCUUCUAGAUUUCUUGAUGGUCGGAGAGAAGCAACGACCCAGGCGGCCCUGAGUGGCUAGUGUCGGGGACGACAACGACGACGGAGGCAACUCGUGGUGGACUGCGACGUUUCCAGAUCUGCGUGGUGGCUGGGUUCGACAGCUACGGGGUUAGUUGCAUCGUUGGGGUCUGGUUCGCCAACGUCAACGUGAGGAACUGAGCUGGUGGGACUCUCAGGCGGAGGGGGGCAGGGGUGUCGCGACGAGGACUGGGUGUUCUUCAGACCUGUAGUUUUACUUCUUCUUGAUGAAAUUUAAGAAGGGGGAAGAAGAUUGGUUCUAAUUAGUGUUCUUGCUGACAACAUCCCUCUUCGUCUUCGUCUUCUACUUCCAUGUUCCGGCUUUCUUUUCUCUCUUUUUAACAGAAAAAGCUCUGAAACCCAGAGCCUUUUCUGUUCUGGGUCUCUCUUUUGCUAGUUCUUCAAGGUUCAAUGGUGGCUUAAUGCUCAGUAAGGUGUUCGUUGAGUAAGAGUGUUUGAGCUUGUUUUGGUCAUCCUUUUCGCCAUUUUCUCUGUUUAUUGUAUAGCAAUGGCCGAGUAUAUCUGUUUACUGAACCAGGAUUCUAUCGUUAUUAAGGCUCCUAAGAAAACAACCCUCUUGUUGAGGAUGAUAGUGUUGGUGUUUGCCAUGGUUUGUGGAGUUUAUAUCUGCUCAAUAUGCGUGAAGCAGAUAAAUUUUCAAACCCUUAGUUCAAAUCAAAGCAUCCAAGUUGUUGAAAGACCUUGUCUUGAUAAUGGAAUUAAGCUACUAGAAUACCCUUAUGUGCAUUAUCCCAAUCCCAAAACCUUUAGCAGGGAUGAGUGUGACCAUAAUCCUGUUAGGUUCUUCUCUAUCUUGUCGAUGCAGAGAUCGGGAAGUGGGUGGUUUGAGAGCCUCUUGAAUAGUCAUAUUAAUAUAAGCUCUAAUGGAGAGAUAUUUUCUCGUUGGCAUAGGAGGAAAAAUAUAUCUUCCAUUGUUGAGACUAUGGAUAAGGUUUAUAAUUUGGACUGGCAGAGUAGUGCUUCGAAAAAUGAGUGCUCUGCUGCAGUUGGCUUCAAGUGGAUGCUUAAUCAGGGUUUGAUGGAGCAUCAUAAAGAAAUAGUGGAAUACUUUAACCGUAGGGGUGUUUCUGCAAUAUUUCUCUUCCGUAAGAAUUUAUUGCGUCGGAUGGUCUCAAAUCUUGCAAAUUCGUAUGAUCGAUAUGCUAAGCUAUUGAAUGGAACUCACAAGGCUCAUGUACAUUCCGUUGAGGAGGCUGAAAAACUGUCAACAUACAAGCCAAUAAUCAAUUCUACAUCUUUGGUUGAUGACCUGGUGAAAAUGGAGUUGGCAACUGCGUCGGCUUUAGCAUGUUUCAACACCACUAGACACAUGAUUUUGUACUACGAGGAUGUUAUGAAGAACCCUGCUAAACUGAACGAUGUUCAAGUGUUUCUUGGACUGCCAGUGACGGAGCUAAGGAGCCGUCAGGUGAAAAUACAUAAAGGAUCACUAUCAGAUCACAUCAAGAACUGGGAUGAAGUGAACAGGACGCUUAGCGGAACAGCAUUCGAGCAUUUUCUCUACUCUGAUUAUUAGUCCGAGUCCCCAAUCUGCUGCCAACUCUUGGAUCGGUGUAAAUACCAACCUAACUUAUUCUUAUACAUAAGCUUAGCUUACAGGGUACUGGUCAAGGUUAGAAAAUUUUGUGGCUGCAACAUUCUCUUGUCAAUUACAGUCAACAAUUCGUUGAUGUGAUAAUUUGUUCAUUAGUUUAUUUUCUUUUAUUUUUUCUUCCCCUUUUUGAUGCCCUAUCAAAUUGUAUAUGUCAUUUUGUUCUUUAAGAUGGUUUGGCUCAAGUUUGUAUGAGUUUUUAAUCAUAAACUAAUUAUGGAAAUGUUUUUUGAGGACUGUAAGGAGCCCAUUUGCUUCUUUCUAUUACAAGUUUUAUGCAUUUUCAUGCAA